This is a messenger RNA of Vitis riparia (riverbank grape), 2354 nucleotides long. Its product is annotated as probable protein phosphatase 2C 27. The coding region runs from base 711 to 1868 and encodes 385 amino acids. Gene Ontology annotation, biological process: protein dephosphorylation. Gene Ontology annotation, molecular function: cation binding; protein serine/threonine phosphatase activity. The transcript is spliced from 4 exons. The record is from RefSeq and is a predicted model, not a curated record. Lineage: Eukaryota; Viridiplantae; Streptophyta; Magnoliopsida; Vitales; Vitaceae.
CAUCCUCUUCUUCUCUCUGUAAGCUUUUGUUUUUAUCUCUCUUCUCCAUUGGUUGAUUUCUCUUUCGACACCUUCUUUUUAGGGUUUCUUCUGAUCACUGACGCCAAAGAGAAAGGCAAGCAUCAGAAUCAUCAUUGAUAUCCGUGAGAAUUCUCAACUUUUUAGGGUUUGAUGCUCUGUGAUUGUUCAAGAUUUCGAAUUCUAAUCAUUUCUUGCGAUUUCUGUUAGAUAUUUUCUGAUUUGUUUUGGUUUUUUAGCGUUCUUUACUCGAGAUUAUAUUCGUCGAAUCUUGUUUUUUCAGUGGAUUUAGUGAAAAGGAUUUUGAAAUCUGAUAUCGAGUUUUGAGAAAUUUGGACGAGUUUGUUGGUUCGGUUCAUCAGAUUUGGUUUGGAUAUGUUUUUGUGAUUGCGUUACCAGAGAUAAUUGAAAGUCUUCGAUAGUUAAGUAGUUGUGGUGGAUUUGAAAAUUAGUGAAGUCUCUUCGGGAUUGAAUUGAGGUUUGUAGGGCUUUCAAGAUUGAAUUCGGAUUUGUUUGGUGAUCGCUCUCUUUAGUUGACUAUCUGUGGAGUUUGGUGUUUUAUUCAGAUCUCUGGAAUUUGGUUGUCCACGAGAAAUUGAUGCUUGAUUUAGUUGCAACUGUAACUUCGGAUUACGGAACUUAAGAAAAAAAAGAGUAGUUUGAGGAACUUGAUAUAUGUAUCAGAAGGGAAAAUGGCGGCAGGUACUGAUUUCUCUCCUCCGUUUACCUUAUUAGAUGUUGGAUACAGCAAAGUCAAUGUGUCUGUCAUGGAAGAUGAAAAUUCAAAUAAUUCAGAUAAUUUGAAGCAACUCACAAAUGGAAAGCCUCCGCGACACCUCUCAGUUAUGCGGCAUUGCAUAAGCUCUGCUAGGCUGCUCGCUGCUACUGAUUUUGAAUUAGGUACUGGGAUGAUUGUUAAGUCCCCUCCAGAUGGAAAAUCAGGGUUUUUACCUGUGUUUCGAUCAGGAAGCUGUGCUGAGAGAGGACCUAAACAGUACAUGGAGGACGAGCACAUAUGUAUAGAUAAUCUUAUUGAACAUCUAGGUGCAACUGCAGACUUUCCUUCCCCUGGAGCUUUCUAUGGGGUGUUUGAUGGCCAUGGUGGCACAGAUGCAGCAUCAUUUGUCAGAAAGAACAUCCUCAAGUUCAUUGUUGAGGAUUCCCAUUUUCCACUUUGUGUGCAAAAAGCUAUUAAGAGUGCUUUUGUGAAGGCUGAUCAUGCAUUUGCUGAUGCCAGUUCUCUUGACAUCUCCUCUGGCACUACUGCUCUAACUGCCUUUAUUUUUGGAAGGACAAUGCUAAUUGCCAAUGCUGGAGAUUGUCGGGCUGUGCUAGGGAAACGAGGUAGAGCACUGGAGCUGUCCAGAGACCACAAACCCAACUGCCCAUCUGAAAGAUUAAGGAUUGAGAAGCUUGGCGGAGUUGUCUAUGAUGGCUAUCUCAAUGGCCAACUAUCUGUGGCACGUGCACUUGGGGAUUGGCACAUGAAGGUGCCCAAAGGCUCUGCCUGCCCCUUAAGCGCAGAGCCAGAGUUGCAGGAGACCCUCCUAACUGAGGACGAUGAGUUCCUGAUAAUGGGCUGUGACGGCCUAUGGGAUGUAAUGAGCAGCCAGUGUGCUGUGACGAUGGCAAGGAAAGAACUAAUGCUCCACAACGAUCCUGAGAGAUGUUCAAAAGAGUUGGUUAGGGAGGCACUGAAGCGCAACACCUGUGAUAAUCUAACGGUUAUUGUGAUUUGUUUCUCCCCAGAUCCCCCUCCCCGGAUUGAGGUCCCUCAAUCACGUGUUCGGAGGAGUAUAUCGGCAGAAGGAUUGAAUUUUCUCAAGGGUGUACUAGACAGCAACUCUUGAAGAAAAGGGAAAUAGUUCGAGUAAAGAAGGGUGCCCAUUCAAGAAGGAAAAUGAUAAAAAAAAAAAGGCAAAAGGGAAAUCUGAAAAAGCGUCUGUACAAAGAGAUUGCAGGUAGAGUGACCACUGUUGUGGGGGUAUUCCCUUCCCCCACCCGGAGAAGCUGCUGCUGAUUUCCGGGGGAGGCUAACAUUCAGCCUUAUUGAUCCUUCAAAGUGAUGUACACGUCUGAGAUACAAUCGUGUUGUAACAACUGGAAGAACUAAUUGUUUAUUUCUCUGGCUGCAUAGGUUUCUUUCUCCAACCGAAAAAAUUUGAUGACUCGAGAAGCAUGCUAUUUCUCUACCACCCAAGUUCUCUGGCAGUUUUUCUGUUUUCUACUAGAUAUGCACUCAAUUGUUGAGAUGCCUUCAAAUUAUUUGAUUACAAUGAUUGUUUCCAGAGCUUGGUUUGCAUAAAGAAUCAAUAAGCAGGGUGCGGUGUUGAAUC